CAAUAUAAGUAGAGUGCGGACUGUGGAGUUGACGGCCAGCUGUUGAUACAGACAACAAACACUUUCUGUUGUAAAUUUAAUAAAAUCAACUAAUUUUAAAAUGUGUUGUUUGCUCGUCAAAUAUGGAUUAUUUUUUUCCAACCUUAUUUUUACUCUCGGCGGCCUGGCCCUCAUCGGUCUGGGAGUUGCGACACUGCUGCAGCUAACCGAUGUGUUGGAGGUCGUCACGACCAACGUGAACGCCAUCCCCAUCACUGUCAUAGUGCUCGGAGCUCUUAUAUUCCUGAUAGCGUUCCUGGGAUGCUGUGGGGCGAUACGGGAGAACAGAUGUUUUCUUACUUUGUACGCUAUAUGCAUGAUAGCGCUGGCUGCAGCUAAGCUAUACGUGGUCGUGGUGGUGUUCAGAAACCUCAGCGACAUCAAGGAUCUGGUCAAGGACUGGCUGGAAGAGGCUUUCUUGAGGUUGGAGAUCAGGGAACAGUUCUAUGUUAUGCAAUCCACGUUCCAAUGCUGCGGCACGACAGGUCCAAACUCCUACAACGUGGCUCUGCCUCCGUCCUGCUGUCCGUCUGUGGUGCAAACCUGUGAAGCUUCAUCCGCCUUCGAAGGCUGCAACAAGGUUGUAGCCGACUUCUUUGAGACCUACGGUGAAGUCAUCGGAAUCAUCGUAGCUGUGAUUGUAGCCAUUGAGGUUCUCGCAGUGGUAUUAUCAUUUAGUUUUUGCAGCACCGUCGGGAACAAUCGUCGGAGAACCGUCUAGACAAAACUAACUAUAACCAUUGGAGCAACUACCUACUCUAUACAUUGCCACCAUAAAUAUUAUCGCCAAGCAAUGUCGCUUGAAGUUAUUAACUUUAUAAAGUUUCAUUUAAAAUUGGCCAAAUUUUAUCGAAUCUCUUGUAAAGAGGGUAUUAGAUUGAUGUGUCAGACACCUGCAUAUGUAUAAGUAUGAUAAAACGAAAAUACUUAAAUUCCAAGAAUAGUUUGCUACUUUAUAAUAAGUUCAUAAUAUAAUUAAUUUAUUGAUUACGUGUGCCCGCGACUUCGUCAGUGAGGAUUAUUUAUUUUUUGUUAUAUUUCUAGAAAAAACUAUCUCAUGUUAUUUCUUAGUACAGGGGCUAUUUUCACUUGCCAGGCCCGUUUAAAUCGGUUCAACCGUUUCAAAGAUAAUAUGAAGUUAACCCCAGUCAAACAAAGAUAAUAAAAAAAAUGUGAUAUCGGUAUAUGUUCUGUGUAAACAGAACAUGCAUUUAAUAAACAGUGUUUGUUUUAUA
Danaus plexippus (monarch butterfly) is the source of this 1274-nucleotide messenger RNA. RefSeq names its product tetraspanin-9-like. The coding region runs from base 101 to 760 and encodes 219 amino acids. Lineage: Eukaryota; Metazoa; Arthropoda; Insecta; Lepidoptera; Nymphalidae. The transcript has 5 exons. The record is from RefSeq and is a predicted model, not a curated record. Gene Ontology annotation, cellular component: membrane.